AUGUCUUCACCGAAUCAGAUCACACCCACCUUUUCGGCAAGCGACUAUGCCAAGUUCUUCGGUGCCGGCGCUCUGGCGGCCACGGCGACGCACGGCGCCGCAACCCCCGUCGAUGUCGUGAAGACGCGCAUCCAGGUUGACGACGCCAUGAAAGGUCUGAACAUGGUCCGCGCCACGCGCCAGAUCGUCGCCGCCGAGGGUGCGUCGGCCCUGCUGACCGGCUUCGGUCCCACCGCGGUCGGCUACCUGGUGCAAGGCGGUGGCAAGUUCGCCGGCUACGAAUACUUCAAGAAGAAGUUCAUCGACUGGACCGGGUCGCAGGAGAAGGCAACGCGACAUCGCACCGCUAUCUACCUCGGCGCCAGUGCCGCCGCCGAGUUCUUUGCCGAUAUUGCCCUCUGCCCGCUCGAGGCCACCCGCAUCCGGCUCGUCUCCCAGCGGGGCUUCGCUUCGGGUCUCGUGCCGGGCUUCAUGCGUCUCGCAAGGGAAGAGGGUCUCCGAGGCUUCUACUCGGGCUUCGUCCCCUUGCUCUUCAAGCAGGUUCCCUAUGCCGUUGGCCAGUUCUCCGUCCACGAGGCUGCAGUCGAGGCCAUAUACCGCACCAUUGGUUCCGAACGCAAGGCCAGGCUGACACAGCUCGAAUCCACCGGCGUGGAGCUGAGUUCGGGUAUCAUUGCCGGUGCGGCGGCAGCGGUGCUCUCACACCCGGCCGACACCCUGCUCUCGGCCAUCAACAAGGGCUCGGGCGAUCCCAAACAAGGCGCCACGGCUAGGAUGUUCUCGCUGGCACGCGAGUUCGGUCCGAAACGUCUACUGCUGUCUGGUCUCGGUCCCCGUGUACUGAUGACAUGUGGUCUGGUGUCGGGCCAGUUUGUCAUUUACGCUCAGUGCAAGGCGCUCACGGGCGCGCCGCCGGGCGUUGAAAUUCACAAAGAAGACUAG
Molecule: messenger RNA, 942 nt
Organism: Anthostomella pinea
Lineage: Eukaryota; Fungi; Ascomycota; Sordariomycetes; Xylariales; Xylariaceae
Source: the annotation of a GenBank genome assembly